Molecule: messenger RNA, 2270 nt
Organism: Dermochelys coriacea (leatherback sea turtle)
Lineage: Eukaryota; Metazoa; Chordata; Testudines; Dermochelyidae
Gene: LHX8
Product: LIM homeobox 8
Exons: 9
Coding region: 641-1777 (378 amino acids)
Biological process (GO): regulation of transcription by RNA polymerase II; forebrain neuron development; neuron differentiation
Cellular component (GO): nucleus
Molecular function (GO): DNA-binding transcription factor activity, RNA polymerase II-specific; RNA polymerase II transcription regulatory region sequence-specific DNA binding
Source: RefSeq, a predicted model, not a curated record
ACAGAACAUAGCUAGGUGGUUUUAGACUCUGCUGCGUUUCUUUGGGCGAAACAAACGUAUUCGGGCUUCGGAUUUCAGUAGAAUAGAUAAAACCUACAGUUCACACAUCCUCUUGCCUUCCCUGAUAUUUGGCGUCUUUGUUAAUACAGAAAGAGGUGUAACCUGAAUCUUUGUUUAGGGUUGGGGGAGAAGCUGUAGCAAACGAUGAAGACGGAGCUUUUUUUUAAAAAAAAAAAAAAAAAUAACGGUGCUUUUUUUUUUUUUAAAAGAGCAAAAAUCUGGAGCAAGUUUGCUUGUAACGAUAAAGAUCUUAACAUGUACAGAAGGCGGGUUUUACACAAGGAGGUGAGGCUAGAAAGCCAGCAAAAGGCUACGAGGUUGGGUUAGUGUUUUUUUUUUUUUUUCUUUGCGAGGUUCCACCCACUUGAAAACAAAACUUUUUUUCUGAAGGGCCUCACAUCAGUGAAGUUGGGAACAGGAUCCUAAGUACAGCCUUGCAAGUAGUAGCAACAUACGGGCCUUGGAGUUUUUUGUUUUGUUUUUUCCCCCUCACCCUUCGAAGGUGCUUUUGUGUUUUCUCUGUCGGUGGAAGCGCUGCCCUUUCUGGAGUUGGUAUGUGAUAAGAGGUCCUAGCAGUGCCAUGUAUUGGAAGAGCGAUCCGAUGUUUGUGUGUAAACUAGAAGACAAGGACAUUCCUGCGCUUGGUAUUUCCACUGAGAAGCUCUGCCGUUUCCCUCGGGGGCUCAUGGCCGAGGAGCGCGGGAGAGCGGGGGGCCGGCGGCAAGGCGGCGGGGCUGGGCAGCUGGUGAGCCCCGAGGCGGCCGGGGACGAGGAUUCCUGCUCUUCCUCCGCCCCGCUGUCCCCCUCCUCCUCCUGCUCGCCCCGGUCCAUGGCCUCGGCCUCCGGCGGCGCCCCCAGCAAGUGCCUGUGCAGCAGCUGCGGCCUGGAGAUCGUGGACAAGUACCUGCUCAAGGUAAAUGAUCUCUGCUGGCAUGUACGCUGUCUCUCAUGCAGUGUUUGCAGAACCUCUCUAGGAAGGCAUACCAGCUGCUACAUCAAAGAUAAAGAUAUUUUCUGCAAACUUGAUUAUUUCAGGCGGUAUGGAACCCGUUGUUCUCGUUGUGGUAGGCACAUCCAUUCUACUGACUGGGUCCGAAGGGCUAAGGGAAAUGUGUAUCACCUAGCAUGUUUUGCCUGCUUCUCCUGCAAAAGACAGCUUUCCACUGGAGAGGAGUUUGCUUUGAUUGAAGAGAAAGUCCUUUGUAGAGUACAUUAUGAUUGUAUGUUGGACAAUCUAAAAAGAGAAGUUGAAAAUGGGAAUGGGAUUAGUGUGGAAGGAGCAUUACUAACAGAACAAGAUGUUAAUCACCCAAAACCAGCAAAAAGAGCUCGGACCAGCUUCACAGCCGAUCAACUCCAGGUUAUGCAAGCACAGUUUGCUCAAGACAACAAUCCAGAUGCACAAACACUCCAAAAACUGGCAGAAAGAACAGGCUUGAGCAGGCGUGUGAUACAGGUGUGGUUUCAAAACUGUAGAGCACGCCAUAAGAAACAUGUUAGUCCUAAUCAUUCAUCCACUGCUCCUGUCACAGCAGUUCAGCCCUCUAGGCUGUCUCCACCAAUGUUAGAAGAAAUGGCAUACUCAGCAUAUGUACCCCAAGAUGGGACAAUGUUAACUGCUCUACAUAGUUACAUGGACGCUCACUCACCUACAGCACUUGGACUCCAGCCCUUGCUACCCCAUUCAAUGACACAACUGCCAAUAAGUCACACCUAAUUCCUUUCUUUCAGGGAUAAAAGCUAGUAAGGAUGUACUCUUAAGAGUCAUUUAUUGUAUAUUAAAAUAUCGUUGAAAAGAUAUUAAUGUUAAUUUUUUAUUUAACAUCCAAAGCAUUUUCAAGACCAUUUUGCUGCCCAAGUACGUAAGUAUAGUUGGCCUGCAAGACACUUUUAUGGAUUCUGCAUAAAUAACUAUAUGUUGUUUACAAGGCUUAUUAAACACCUUUUUUGUAUUGUCUGGAAGUAGUCCACUCUAGUUAUGUAUUUGUUAAUUUAUUCAUCAUCAAGAGCACUUUGCCUAAAAGAAAGGACUGAUAAUUGUGCAAAAUGUUUACAAUUCUUUGUGAAAUUGUAGUUUAUCAUUAGUUUGUAUCUGUAAGUUAUUGUUAUAAAAAGUAUUACCUGUAUUUGAGUUAUAUACAGCCUAUACUUUAAAGCUUAUGUCUGUGAGUUGGCAAAAUAAAUUUCAUUUGCAAAUAUUUUCAAAAUGA